AUGAGGUACUAUAGAAGAGUUGGCAGGGAAGAGGUGGUGAUGGCCAUGAGAACCAAAGGUGGGGAGGAAGCUGUGUUUCUGUCUCUUCACCGCGCUCGUGAAUUGUAUAGAAGUAGACUGCAAGAAAACACAGCCGCAUAUCAACUGGCUGCUUUAUUUGCUGAAUGUGUGAUUGCCAAAGCUCAGCCUUUAAAUGUUGAACCAGCACCAUGUCCUGUUGUUGCUCCAUCACUUACUACUAAUGCUGAUGGAACUUCUAUACUUGCUAAAACUGGUCGAAUGCAAAUUGUGUUGGAUGCAUAUUCAGAUGGAAGCAGCUUUAUUUGUUUAUAG
Molecule: messenger RNA, 333 nt
Organism: Pistacia vera
Lineage: Eukaryota; Viridiplantae; Streptophyta; Magnoliopsida; Sapindales; Anacardiaceae
Exons: 2
Coding region: 1-333 (110 amino acids)
Source: RefSeq, a predicted model, not a curated record